AGUCAGGAUCGUUGUAAGGCAAUAACUGGCGGUGUUUUGGCUUUGGAAGCAAUUCUGAAGAAGUGGUACAAAAAGAGUGGUACAUUAACGGAUGACAAACUCUUUGCAACCAUCCACAAUGUGCACAUGUUGCAAAUUCAUUAUGAGAUCUACCCAACUCUAAGAGAACUAGAAGAUCCAAGAUGCUGCAAAAGACUGUUCAGUAACCAUGUUACUUGCUGGUACAAUGAGCGCUUACAGGAAGCAGAACCCCAGCAGGAGCCAUCACCUAACCAAACCAAGUCAGAUGUCUCCAUUGUGGGCAAGAGCUUGGUUAGAGGGCCAUGCUCUGAACCUUUAAACCAGGACAUCAAAAAUGUAGAAAGCGGCAGAGAAGGGCCGUUGCCAUGGAAGGGUAUAGACCAUUUGCACCGCUUGGCCUCCCUGCUGAAGGUGCCAAGAGGAGAACUGCUCUCACUUCUUGCUUCACUUGCUGCCAAGGCUGGGAGGCUCAAGGAAGCUGUGGAUAUUUGCAGGCUGAUCAUAGAUGACCCAGGCAGGGUAGACUGCACAAGUGUUGUAUAUGAGGUAGUACAGUUGGUUGUAGAAAAUCAGCAACUCCAGCAAGAUGGCAGUGAUAGAUCUGCACUUGCUAUAAACUCUACAGCUCAGUUCGAGAAAAGUGCAAGCAUCAAAUCACGUGCUGAAAUAAUUGAUGUUAUCCAUGACCUUGUGUGUUCAUCCCUCACAACUGCACAACCUGAUUUACUGCAGCCACUACUAGAACUUGGUUUGUGGUGUUCCUUAGGACACACUCUGUACACACAGUGCCACAUGGAAGGAGUGUACACACAAGCAGACUCAGUAGAAAGCAGUAAUCCUUAUGUUACAUGGAAAUUUAGUGCUGUAUUCAAUGAUGCCAGCAUGCCCAUUGAAGAGAGAUUAGUUACAUCUGUUGUAUCUAAUGCAAUUAAUGUCUGCUUAGAGUCUAAUGAGACAGGUUCAACAGCCAAUAUCCUGCCAUACCAAGUUAAUGCAGAUAAUAUUAACAAAGCAAUAAAGAACCCAACUGUAAGUAAUUUUCUAAUUGAACUUAUCAGUCAUCUAAGAGACAGAGGACAAGACUUGUUAGCAGUAUCAAUUACUUUACUGAUGGCUCACGGAAAAGCAUCAGUUGAAAAGUCUCCAAAUAUUGUAGGACCUCCUUCUUGGAAUCAGAUCUUCACUUUACUUCUAAAGGUGAUUGGUUCUAAAAGACCUGAUGUUACACUAGCUGUCAGUUUGCUGACAUUGCUUACCACCAAAAAAGAACCUCUCAAGGUAUUGAAUGAACUUAUUAAAAGAUUUGGGUAUGAUUACACGCGUCUGCAGUCUGUAGCCACAGUGGGGAAAGACUUUUGCACCCUGUAUGGCCUUAAAGAAGCUGGGGAUCAAUUCAGUCAGCUGCAUAAGAGAGCCACAUGGGGGAAGCGCUUAGCUGAUUUAAAUGUGUCAUUCAAAGAAGCUUUUAAGGGAGAUCCUAUUGCUCUACAGAAAGUUAUAGGAGUGCUUGUGGCUCACCCAAAUUGUACCUUCUCUAUCUUGAGUGAUUACUGUAUAGACUUUAACCUUCACAUUACUGAUGCUCUGCUGGUAUAUCUGAAGACUGCACUCCACUCAUGGUCUCCUGAAUGCUCUGCUGAAGAAAUUCGUCCUGGAGCAAUAAUCAAGAUUGAAUCUCCUCGUGCUCUGCUCUCAAAAUGUCAGGCCAUAAUAGCAGAGAUUAACAAUAAGACCCUCUUACAUCAGCUGUUGCUUUCUGAAUUAGACUUGCUCAGCCCCUACAACUAUGAGCUCCUUGAACUUGUCCUACAGCAAACCUUGCUACUAGAAGAUGACGUAGGCCAAGGUGAUGUACUGAAACGAGGGUUAGACAUGUUAAAUUUCUUAAAAGUAUAUCCCAGGAAGUCACCUCCUGGGAACAGUGAGAUUGAUGAAUGGGUGCGUGCACAUCCCCAGAGCCUAGGUCCUCCACAGAUAUCUAAAUAUCGCCUGCCAUUCCAUGAUUUCUUCAGGCGUAAAAAUGUUAUGAAGAUUGUCGAACCAGAAAUGGAUAUAACAACUGUGGACAUUUGGCUCCGUGCUGCUUCCACUAUGAAGCUUAGCUCUGACAGGUUGUGCAUGCUAGCCACACAAAAUACAGUUUCUCGCACACUGGAGCAGGAGGCAUCAGAGUCUGCCAAUAGCAAGCCCACUACCUGGCAAGUAUGCAGCAACAACAGUGCCUUGUUGACACGAAUCCGCUUGGUGAUAAGCAAAAUUCAGUGUGAGGAACUGGCAACUGCAUGUGCUAACUGGGUUGUUAACAGGCUUCCACCAGGAGCUGACAAAGUAGAAGCAGCAGAAAAAUGCAAGCUCUUGGCUGAGCAGUGGAAAGAUAGCAGUAAUGAUGGAAAGGCAGUAGAUGCUUUCACUCGAAUGUCAGCCCGUCAUCAGCAGCUGGCCAUAGAACACACCCUUCACAAGUAUGGCCUGGCAGAACCUCAGUACCUUUCCUUUACACGCACACCAGUGGAUCUUGUAUUUGCUCUUUAUCAGCACCCUUGCCUGGAUUCUCUGGCCACACUGAGUACACAUUCCAUGCCAGAUAUCAAUAGCUGUGUGUCAGAAAUAUGCACUGUUGCUGGAUGCCAUCAGUCAUCCAUUCAGCUGGACUUGCUGGAGAAGUGGCUCCCUCCCCCUGAGAUGGGUGAAGGAAUUGGAACGGAGGAGACAGUCACUAACUUCAAGAUUACCCUUGACCCAGGAUCGGUAUCAGAGGAUGACCCAGCAGAUGAUGCUUCCCUCUCCAGGGUUAUUUACGUUCUUCGCUGUUGUCCUCAAAAUGAAGCUGUGAGUUACCUACUGAACCGUGCCUUGAGUGAUGAUACAAGUGUGUCUGCUGCUCAUCGCCUUCGGGCUCUCCGUUGCCUCCUGGCUAUUGCUGAAGAGGAAACCAUUCAGAAAUUUUGCACAAAAGGGGUUACCUCCAUCAGAUCCUUCCUUCAAACCAUUACAUAUGUGAGUCGCCUUGAGAGCUUAGGCCAUGCUACAAGUGUGCAGCAGUUCAACAGCAUGGACAAAAAUGCUCUGGUAGAGGGACUUUGGCGCUCACAACGGCAUAAUCCACAAGCACUCACAUUGUUGACUGACCUUUGUCAUGACUAUCAGGUAACAACAUCAUCACUCUGGGGUGCUGUAUUGACACAACUGACAAAUUUCAUUAAGUCUGGCCAGCUAGACAUUGCUACACUAGAGAGAGUGCUUCUGCAGGUGAAGAGUCUGCCUCAUCUUUGGGUUGUGCCGGCCCUUACAACUGCCUGGACAACCCUGAUCAAUUAUCCAUUCACAAAAGCCACAUCUCCAGUGGAUGAGACCAGCCUUACUUCCUGCGUCCACAGCAUUGACUUAUUGUUGAGACACUGUCCUGUUGUGGUAUCAACAGCCCCUCUCAUAAAGCACUGUGCUUCACUGGAUCUUCCUGCUCUGGGAUUGGCUGUUGCUGCUGCUGAUCAAGUUGAAUGCCAUGACUUACAGGCUAUGAUUAAUAAAACAUCCACUGAAAAGCUGAAGACCCAAUAUGAAAAACUGAAGUCAACAUUUGCCUUUCCAAGGAAUGUAGAGGACUUACUUAGUUGCCUGUAAAGAAACUAGCAGUCAGUCCUUACAGAAACUGAAGGAGACUAAACGAUGUACAGCAUCUAUUUCUUUCUUAGUAUCUGGUUAGAAAUGGCUAAAAAUGAUAAGUAUUGUUUUUCUUGGGUGCAUUGC
Molecule: messenger RNA, 3768 nt
Organism: Penaeus monodon (black tiger shrimp)
Lineage: Eukaryota; Metazoa; Arthropoda; Malacostraca; Decapoda; Penaeidae
Gene: rod
Product: kinetochore-associated protein 1-like
Biological process (GO): protein localization to kinetochore involved in kinetochore assembly; mitotic sister chromatid segregation; mitotic spindle assembly checkpoint signaling
Cellular component (GO): kinetochore microtubule; cytoplasm; RZZ complex
Molecular function (GO): small GTPase binding
Source: RefSeq, a predicted model, not a curated record